This is a messenger RNA of Thunnus maccoyii (southern bluefin tuna), 2236 nucleotides long. RefSeq names its product lactate dehydrogenase Bb (gene ldhbb). Gene Ontology annotation, biological process: carboxylic acid metabolic process. Bases 640 to 1905 code for a protein of 421 amino acids. Gene Ontology annotation, molecular function: L-lactate dehydrogenase (NAD+) activity. Lineage: Eukaryota; Metazoa; Chordata; Actinopteri; Scombriformes; Scombridae. The transcript has 9 exons. Gene Ontology annotation, cellular component: cytoplasm. The record is from RefSeq and is a predicted model, not a curated record.
UACACCCGCCCCGUUAUUCAAACUCGUAAGUUACUGUCCUCCUAUUGAAAAUUAAACCAUUUUCUUCCUCAUAUAACCUAACAUCUCCUGUAUUUGUAUUGCGUGACCACGCCAUUUCUUUCCCAAUUUUCCUUGAAAGAAACAGCGCCCCUCUGUCCGGAUUUCAAUAUGUGGUGGUUGCGCGGGGAAGUUAGUCUGUAGGCGAAGUUGGCAUCCUUUGAGUAGCACUUCAUGCUACUGUGAAACUAUAGUCACCUCUGGGGGGAAGAUUGGUCAAAAUUGUCAAACUGUCAACUAAUGAAACCAGAAGGUUUAGCAGAGGUGGCAGCUUAAUUAAGAUGAAACAACCGGGAGAGUUAGCAAGUUUUUCCAUCAGCUAACAGCUAACGUUAUGGCUUGUUUUUGUAAGAUUAACGGUUGCUAACAGUUAAGCUAAUUGCGAUGAUGUGUGAAUUUCUGGAUUUUGGGGAGAAAUCGCCGCAGACAGUAACUGAUUGAGAAUAGAAAGGAGACCUGGCUACUUCCAAACUGGACCUGCGAAAAACUUUGGUGGACAGAGCAGUUGGACGGAGUGAAAAUAUCAGUGGUGUCGUCUGUAUUAAUUGGAAGACGUCAGGUUUAGUGGACACCUUUUCCGCCAUGAUCGUCGGUCUAACGGUCGCUAAACUACUUCAAACACCAGACAUAUUUUCCAGGUGGAAAAUAGUUGGUCAGAGGGGUCUAGGCAUGAAGUCCAACACUGCCCCCACCAGGAGUUCCCAGCAGGGUUCUGGGAUCACACAUCAAGGUCUGUCGCUGGCCCUCGACCCCUGCCCAGGCCUCUGUGACGGGGAGGGGCGAAGAUUGAGUGGGCCGGAGGAGACAACACACCAUAGCUGUGUGCAACUGCACACACUGAAAAUGGCCUCAAUCCUGCAGAAGCUGAUCACCCCGCUGUUCAGCGGUCCUCCUGAGCCCCCCAGGAAUAAAGUGACAGUGGUGGGUGUGGGACAGGUUGGCAUGGCCUGUGCUGUCAGCAUCUUGCUCAGGGAGCUGGCUGAUGAGCUGGCCCUGGUGGACGUGAUGGAGGACAAGCUGAAAGGAGAGAUGAUGGACCUGCAGCACGGAAGCCUCUUCCUCAAAACUCCCAAAAUAGUUGCAGACAAAGACUACUCUAUUACGGCUAACUCCCGCAUUGUGGUGGUGACCGCUGGAGUCCGUCAACAGGAGGGAGAGAGCAGGCUGAACCUGGUCCAGAGAAACGUCAACAUCUUUAAGCACAUCGUCCCCCAGAUCGUCAGAUACAGCCCUGACUGCAUCAUCAUCGUGGUGUCCAACCCAGUUGAUGUGCUGACUUAUGUAACCUGGAAACUGAGCGGCCUUCCCAAGCACCGCGUCAUCGGCAGCGGCACCAACUUGGACUCUGCACGCUUCCGCUUCCUGAUGGCCGACAAACUGGGGAUCCACCCCAGCAGCUUCAACGGUUGGAUUCUGGGAGAACACGGAGACACCAGCGUGCCUGUGUGGAGCGGAACCAACGUGGCUGGAGUCAACCUGCAGACAUUAAACCCGGACAUCGGCACAGACUCUGACGAUGAGAACUGGAAGGAGACUCACAAGAUGGUGGUGAACAGUGCCUAUGAGGUGAUCAGACUGAAGGGUUACACCAACUGGGCCAUCGGUCUGAGUGUAGCUGAUCUGACAGAGAGCCUCAUGAGGAAUAUGAACAGGAUCCAUCCUGUUUCCACCAUGGUGGAGGGCAUGUAUGGGAUCAGUGACGAGGUCUACCUGAGUCUGCCCUGUGUGCUCAACAGCGGGGGCGUGGCCAGCGUCGUCAACAUGACCCUGACAGAUGAAGAGGUGGCCCAGUUGCAGGCCAGUGCCAACACACUGUGGGACAUCCAGAAGGACCUGCAGGAUGUCUAAAUGACCAGCAGGGGGCAACGUAGCUGCACCGUCCUGGCUGCUCAUCGCCUCCAGUAAAAAUCACACUGCAGUCAGUAAAUACCAGACAGCUCCCACCUUCCACACCGUCAACCCACCACCCUCUGUAGAUACUGGGGGGGGGCAGGGUUGAUCCCAUCAGAUGUAGCUGUAGGUGUCAGUUUGUACUUUUCUGCUUGCUGGAGACAAAAUGUGACAUCAGCUGAGUGAAAUGCUGCACUGACUCAUUUGUCCUCGACUGUGUUCAGUCUGUGUUCACCGUGUCACUCGUGUCGCUUUGGCGUGCAAUAAAGCAAGUUUGUUUGUGCUUUAA